Molecule: messenger RNA, 2866 nt
Organism: Bombus huntii
Lineage: Eukaryota; Metazoa; Arthropoda; Insecta; Hymenoptera; Apidae
Product: pyruvate dehydrogenase E1 component subunit beta, mitochondrial-like
Exons: 2
Coding region: 936-2009 (357 amino acids)
Biological process (GO): pyruvate decarboxylation to acetyl-CoA; GPI anchor biosynthetic process
Cellular component (GO): mannosyltransferase complex; endoplasmic reticulum membrane
Molecular function (GO): GPI mannosyltransferase activity; alpha-1,6-mannosyltransferase activity; pyruvate dehydrogenase (acetyl-transferring) activity
Source: RefSeq, a predicted model, not a curated record
AAUUACUAUUAUAACAAUACUGAUAAAAACGCGUAAUAUUUCAAACUUAAUAUAUGUAUAUUAGAAUUAAGAUAAAUUAAAUAUUCUUUUUUUUAUUCUGAAUAGGUUAGAAAAGGUUUACAAAUUCAUUUAUCAAAUUUUGUAUAAUUUAAUAAAAUGUGUUUAUUACAGUAUUACUCAUCGUACAUUUUAAAUGAUAUGGUAUUCUCUUUUAAGAAAAAUUAGAACAGAAGAAGAUUAAUGAGGGAGAUUAGUGAAAAAAAGAAAAAUUAGAAUAAAUGCAAUUUUGAUGUUAAGUUGAAUACAAACAUACAGUUUUAGCUGUAUUUAAAAUUGUAUUUAAAACCAUUUUCGAAUUGUUGUGUAUGUUACUGUGACACUAAAAAAGUCGAUUUAUGUUCCUACUGGAAACAUUAUUUUUCAUAAUUGCAUUAUUUUUAUCAUGUCAGCUACAAAAUGUAUUAAUUUUGAUGCGAUUCUUUUAAUAUUUGUCUCUAAGAUUAAGAUUUUUUAUUAGAAGUUGAUAUAGAAUAUAGAAUAUAUAUGUACUCAAAUGUGCAAAAACAUUUAUUCCUUUAAGUAGGCCAUGGAAAAGUGGUUUUGUAUUUUGCAAUAUGAAGUUUAAAAUAUAUCGAAAUUAUUAAGUCUUAUAUAAUCUUUAUAUAUGAUUGUCAUACAAAAAAGUCUUUAAAUAAUAAAAUAAUCAUUAAUAAGUAAUAGUGUAGUCUGAUGCAUCACUAUUUACCCAUUUUUUAUUAUAUACUGCCAAAAGUAAAAAAAUUAAUGCCUAAUGUAUGCAAUUCGUUAUACAAGUAUAUUGUCUAACCUGAAAUAUAUAAAGAAGGAAAAUAGAUGUAUUAUUGUUUUGUCUUAAAUUUUAUAGUUUUAAAAUAUACAACUUAUGAUAUACUAUAAUUAUAUUUUUAUGAUGUAAAAUGCAUUUCAUAUGCUUCUUAAGGAAUACUAUGUUGUCAAACAUACGUAUUCUACAAAAACAAAGUUAUAAAUAUGUUACACAAAUGACUGUAAGAGAUGCAUUAAAUGCAGCUCUUGACGAAGAAUUAGCACGAGACGAAAAUGUAUUUAUUUUGGGAGAAGAAGUUGCACAAUAUGAUGGUGCUUAUAAAGUAACAAAAGGUCUGUGGAAAAAAUAUGGUGACAAAAGAUUAAUUGAUACACCUAUAACAGAAGCUGGAUUUUGUGGUUUAGCCAUCGGAGCAGCACUUGCUGGUCUAAGACCAAUAUGUGAACUUAUGACAUUUAAUUUUUCAAUGCAAGCUAUUGAUCGAAUAGUAAAUGCUGCUGCUAAAAAUCUUUACAUGUCUGCAGGAAGAUAUCCUGUACCUAUUGUAUUUCGUGGUCCAAAUGGUAAUGCUAAAGGUUUAGCAGCACAACAUUCUCAGUGUUUUGGAGGAUGGUACAUGAGCAUACCUGGUUUAAAAGUUAUGUCACCAACAACUUGUGAAGAUUAUAGGGGUAGUUUAAAAGCUGCUGUUCGAGAUCCUGAUCCUGUUGUAAUUUUAGAAAGUGAAGUUUUAUAUAAUGUUCAAUUUCCUGUAUCAGAUGAAGCUAUGGAUAAAGAUUUUGUUAUACCCAUUGGUAAAGCUAAAAUUGAAAAACCUGGUAAAGAUAUUACUUUAACUGCACAUGGUCAAGCUACCUUGUAUACAAUGCAAGCAGCAGAAAUUCUGGCAGGAGAAGGGAUAGAAGCAGAAGUGAUUAAUUUACGUUCUCUUAGACCAAUAGAUUGGGAUACAAUUUUUAAAUCUGUUACAAAAACCCACAGACUUAUGAGUGUAGAAUUAGGUUGGCCUAUAUGUGGAGUAGGCUCUGAGAUUGUGGCAACAAUAAUGGAAAACCCAAUAUUUUUCCAACUUGAUGCACCAGCAGUCCGUUGCACUGGUAUUGAUGUACCUAUGCCAUAUGCAGAAAAUAUCGAAUAUGAAUGUACACCAAAAGAUCAUCAUAUUGUAGAUUAUGCUAAAAAAGUUUGUGGUGUAAAAAUAUAACUCUGCUACAUGUCUGAAAAAGAUUGUAUAAUUUUUUUAUAUGAUAACAUUUUUUUGUAUAAUAAAAUAUAUUUAUAGUAAUAAGCCAAAGCUGAAAAAGUAUAUACAAAUGCAAUAGUAUUGCAUUUAUAUAAAAUUGAAUAUGCAGAAUAAAAUCAUGCUUUUGUAAUCUUAAAACUGAAUUUAAAAUAAACACAUGUAUAUUAUGUCUUUAAAAAUUAUAUUCUUAUUUAAUGACUCUUAGUUAUUAGGGUACUGAUAGCAGGUGAAUAAUUGCAUUACUAAAUUGAAUUUUAAAAAAUUCUUGUAUCGUGUAGCUUACUAAAAAAAAAAAAAGAUUCAUUUGAAAAUUGCAAUAUGUAUGUGUCUAAUGUUGAUUUCAGAAUAUUUAAAUUCAAUGCUGUACUGAUGGCCUUCAGGAUAUUGAAUGUUGAAAUAUAUUGGUGAUCAUACUGAUUGCUGUACAAAUGAAGUUCAUUUAUAACUUGGCUUCUUAGCCACACACUCUUAUAAUAUAACAAUUAUGAGUUUGAGAGAAAGGAAUACGUUACAUAAUACGUUUAAAAUCUUUCUGUCUACAUAUAGUAAGAGAAUGCCUAUCAGAGAAAUUAAUUUAUAUUGACAACUGGAAAAGAAUUUAAAUUGAAUUUUAAUAGAAGAAGUAUAAUUAAUGCAAUAUUAAAUCAAAAUAUUGUUAUGUGCUGUAAUAGAAUGUACGAAGCACGAAGGAAAGUUUUUUGGUUUGCAAUAAUUAGUAGGAUAAUAGUUUUAAGUUUACAAUUCUUUUUUAAUUUUAUAUGUCCUGAUCACAAUGCAGAUGCAUUUAAAGCUCCUACUGAUAAUUCUGAACAAAUUUC